Messenger RNA from Tripterygium wilfordii, 5583 nucleotides. Its product is annotated as protein TIME FOR COFFEE-like. Gene Ontology annotation, cellular component: nucleus. The transcript has 12 exons. The record is from RefSeq and is a predicted model, not a curated record. NCBI's taxonomy places the organism in Eukaryota, Viridiplantae, Streptophyta, Magnoliopsida, Celastrales, Celastraceae. Bases 257 to 4939 code for a protein of 1560 amino acids. Gene Ontology annotation, biological process: regulation of circadian rhythm.
UUAUGAGAGAGAGCAAGAGAGAGAAGGGGGGCGAGAGAGAGAGAGAGCCAAGAUCUCUCAACACUGAUAGAUUUCAAUCGACUGAAGAUAUUUUUGAUUACAAAGUCAAUUCUUACUCUAAUAUAGCUCUGAAUCUUCGAGCUCCGGUGAUUUCUGUUCUGGUAAGCGCGAUUCAUGGCAGUUUUCCGGGGAUGAGGGCGCUGGAUUCACUACUUUUGGAUGAUAGCAGGUUCGUCAAUCGAAGAUCACAAAACGAAUGGACAGAAAUAGAGAAGGAAGAAGAGUUAAUAUGGCGGCAUCAAAUGGCUUGUCUAGAAGAAGACACAGAACUAGCAGUCUCAUAGACUCACCAGAGGGGGAUUGCUCUGUGGAGUUGCAGGAAACGGCGAGAUUACGAGAUCGAGGCAGCGUUAAGAAAGAUCGAGAUCGUGAACGGGAUAGAGACCGUGACCGUGACCGUGAGCGAGUGCGUGACCGUGACAGAGAUCGGUUAAGCAGGAGCAAGAGGAGGAGAGCUGAGAGGUUGAUGCACGGGAACAACAGGGAAAACGGCGUUGAUGAAAGCACCGAGGAAAGUGUGAAUGACGAAGAGGAAGAAGACGACGACGAUGGCGGUGGAGGAGCGGCAGAAAGAGUUGGAACCUCCAUGAGACUGCUUCCGCCAAAUCCUCCUUCUCUAUCUUCUUCGUCUAUAGCGAAUCAUCUCCAUCGAAAGAGCUUUCCGCCGCCGUCCACAAAUUUUAAGGCUGCGACGACCUCCCCGUGGAGACCCACCGACGACAUGAUUGGAGUGACGGUGCCUAGAAAAGCUCGGUCAGUAUGCGCUAAUAAGAGGUCUCAUGAUUGGAUCUCAAGUGUUAGUGGAGUCGGUGAAGAGCAAUUUCACCGGCAGACAUCGACAUCUCCAGCAAGAUCCAAUGGACCAAAUAUCCCGGCGAUGUCAUCUACAGCUCCGAUCUUACCAUCUUCUUCUAUGGCUUCUCUGAAAAAGAAGAUGAAGCAUAAUGGAACGAAGCAGAGGCCACUCAAGUCAAGUUCGAAGUCCUCGUCAGCUCAGGACGAGAUUGAGAUCGAGAUUGCGGAAGUGUUGUACGGGAUGUUAAGACAGCCACAGGUACCGUCAAAGCAAGAAGCCAUUGGAAAUGAUUCUGCCAAGCUUGAUUACGGGGAAGUUAGUAAUAAUAAGUCUUCCGCGGAUGCCAAAUCAAGGGUAUCCUCUCCGAUCUCCAACUCGCCAUCCACUGCACCGCAGUCAUCUUUAAUUCUGCAUACAAAUGGUAGCACGGCACCAACUAACAUGUCCGCAGUCGCACCCAAGAGGAAACGUCCUCGACCGGUGAAGUACGAGGAUGAGAAUCCUUCGGCUUUUACAGUUAGAACUGGUGGUCCCGUUACAUCUACAACCAAGGUUGAGAUUGACCCGUCCGAACAGCCAGCAAAGGCCGAAAUUCCGUCGCAUAAUUCCGAUAAUGGCGGAAUUUCGUAUGAUUUGGUUGCCGGUCCAGCAGCAUCAGCUCAGGCAGAGCUGCCAUUGGAGGCGUCGGAUAAGCCAGAUGGUAACUUCAUAUCCGAUUCUAAGCCCUUGACUGAAGAAUCGGAGAUUAGAGAUUUGGGUGAGACCAAAGAGGAGCCGGAGUCUCUAAAGAAGGAAUCUCAUUCUAGGCUACAGUUUGAUGUUAAUCGUGAAAAUCUGAAUGCGACAAAAGCGAAUUCAACACUUUCUCAGAUUGAAAGCCAGCGGGAGAAGUUCCAGAUAGAUCUGAUGGCUCCUCCCCCAGUUAGAUCAUCUCCGGAAAGGGACGCUGAGAUUGAUUUUGUGGCUGUGGAUGGUAAAGCGGUCACGGAUGUAGAAACGGAAACAAAGUCAAAUGGAAAGGAAGAUGUUAGCACAGUGAAAAGUUGUAAAGGAGAUGUGAAUGCAGAAGUUGAGGAGAACAAGGCGAAAGUGGCCGCCGAAGUUGAAUCUGAGAAGCGGGUUGUUAGCAAAGAUAACAAAACUCACCAGAAUGGCCAAAAGCAACGGCAAUUACACAAUCCAGACAAAAAUGCUCAAUCAAAUUCUUUACCUCUGCCAGUGUCUAUGUCUAGCUGGCCUGGUGGGCUUCCUCCCAUGGGAUACAUGCCACCUCUACAAGGCGUUGUCUCCAUGGAUGGGAGCUCUGUUUCUUCUACAGCAAUGCAGCCCCCGCAUUUGCUUUCUAGUCAUGCCCGGCCAAAGAGGUGUGCUACCCAUUGUUACAUUGCUCGGAAUAUACACUACCACCAGCAGUUUUCAAGGAUGAACCCAUUCUGGUCUGCUGCAGCUGGAUCUGCCUUUUCAUAUGGGGCUAAGGCCUGCAAUGUUGGUGUUGUGCCCUCUACAGAAUUGCUUGCAAAUAUUCCUGCUAGGGGAUCUGCACAAGAUAAAGGACAGGGACUGGCAAUAUUUCCCGGUAAUUCUGGGAAAGACAAAGGCUCCCCAGCUGUCAACAUGGUGGAUGGGGCCCAGAGAAAUCAAAUUUUACUUCAGCAAGCAGUACCCGCCGGAGGUUCGAGUAAUAUCUUGCAUGGCCCUGCUUUUAUAUUCCCUUUAAGCCAGCAACAUGCAGCGGCUGCUGCUUCUGUUUCAGUAAAGUCUUCUCCUGCUGCUACUGGACAUGGAGCUUCAUCAAGUACUUCUAGUACAGCAACAGCAUCAGCAGCAGCUGCUGCCUCGGCAAUGAGUUUUAGCUACCCAACUAUUCCUGGCAAUGAGACUCAAUACUUGGCAAUUUUGCAAAACGGUGCCUAUUCAAUUCCAAUUCCUGCACAUGUUGGAGCUCCUCCAGCUUACAGAGGAGCCCAUGCUCAGGCAAUGCCUUUCUUUAACGGGUCAUUCUAUUCUUCUCAAAUGGUUCACCAGUCUUCACAACAUCAGCAGCAGCAAAUCCCAGCUACUCAGUCACAGCAGGGUCCACACCAACAGGGUCACCAAAAUCCAAGCAUUUCCAGUGGUUCUUCAUCCUCCCAGAAGCAUUUGCAAAUGCCUCCCAGCAGUGGUGGCAACGGAAAUUUGUUAGGCUUUUCUGCACAAAAGAACCUGACCUCACAGUCUUUACAGCUUCAGCAGAGGCACCAGCCACAGAAUCAAGUUGUUUCUCAUCAAGCUCGCCAACUUGAAAGUGAGGCAGGUAGUGUAGAUAGCCCUUCAACUGGAGACAGUAGGGUUUCUCGUGCAAAUAUGAGUAUUUAUGGGCAAAGCUUUACAAUGCCCUUCCCACCCCCAAAUUUCGCUACGACGACUCCAGCAGCAAUGAGGACUGCUACUCGCACAAAUGGCAACCACAUUGAGAAAAAACAGCAUUCCCAACAGCAGGGCUCGAAGGCUGGGGUUGAAUCUCUUCCAUCUCAAGCUUUUGCAAUGUCAUUUGCAUCAAUGAAUGGUGCUGCAACUAUGUCAGGCCUUGAUAUUUCGUCCUUGGCACAGAAUCAUGCACUUCGCCAGAGCCUCCCCGAGUCUACAAGGCAUGGCUAUCAUGUUAUGGCAGCUGCUCAAGCACCCCAGCAUAAGAAGAAUUAUCAUGCUUCUGAAGAAGGCAAAACUGGUGGUAGUGAUGCUUUGAACGUGGAUGAAGAUAGAAAGGCCAUGGCUGGAAAGAUUCCUUCAACUGUUGGGCAGUCUAUUGCUUUCUUUAGGUCAGAUGCAACAGGCUCAACAUUACCUGGAAGCCCUGUUGUUGAUAGUUCUGCACGCACAAUCAAUCUUGGUUCAGCUUCUCAUCGUGCUUCAAAUUCUAUAACGUCAGCUGCUGUCAGCACCGUUGAGUCUUCCAGUGCUCAACAACAAUUACAGUAUGAAAGGUUUCAGCAUCAGCACUUGAUGGUUCAUAAGCUUCAGCAGCAAGCACAAGCAGCUGCUGUUGCAGCUCGAGGAAAAACACCAGGGAUAAGUAAUGGAGGCAUCUAUCCUGAUCAAGUCAUUUCUUCAUCCUCUGUCAGUGCCAAGUUUCCUAAUGUAUCUGCAUUCCCACAAAGUCUUGUUCAAGGCAGCAGUAGUCCUGGCCAGUCUCCGCAGUGGAAGAAUUCUGCGAGGACGGCAUCCCAAGUUCCUUCUCCAACCACAACUUCUUCCUCCGUUAAAAAUCUACCUCAACAGCAAGGCAGAUCACAACAAAGCCAAACACAGAUAUCUUUUGCGUCUAACCCAAAAACAUCAACGGCAGGGCAGGUGCAACUAACAUCUGUUAGCAACCAAUCACCAUCUUCGCCAAUGGUGGUUGGCUCACCCACAUCAUCCAUUUCCAGGAGUACUGGUGGAAGCCCCAGGACAACUGCUUCUACCUCCACAGGCAACAAAGGUGGACAAGCGUCUGCCUUAUCAUCUCAGCCAGCCAAGAGCCCGUCGUCACUGCCUAGCCGCAAAUCAUCCCCUGUGAGUGGCAGGAGUGUUCCAUCUUUUGUUGGGAAUCCCAACAUCUCAUCUUCAACCACGGGAACCAAGUCUCAACUGCCUCAGCAACAACAGCAACAGCAGCUGUUGCAAAAGCAUGCAGUGCAGCAAGCCCAGAUGCUGUUCCCCAGUGCAUAUAUGCAAGUUCAAGGUCAGCAUGCAGCAAAUACAACAAAUGCCACAUCAGCUUCAAGUGGGUUCUAUCUCCAAAGACACCGCAAUGAGCAACAUCAGCAGUUGCAAAGCUCUUCAGCAACGUCGUCCUCUGGGAUGUUGUCAUUGUGCCCUCCUGUCGCACAUAAUACCAGCACUUCUGAUCCCACAAAGGCAAUUGCUGCUGCUGCUGCAGCAGCUGUGGCUGCUAGCAACAUGAAAGGUGGCAUCCUAACAUCCCAAGGUCUCAUGCGUGCUCCGUUUGCUGCAACACAGUCUUCUGCUAAGCCCCAUCAGCUUGUCCCUACUGGCUUCUCCUAUGUACAUCCUGUUCCCACCCCAGUUCAGGUAAAACCAACAGAGCAGAAACAUGAGUAGAUUAAUGUUCCCAGGGAACAUGAUGGAAAAAAAAGGCACUGAUUGAGCGGAUGGUCUUGCUUGGGGUUUUGUAGAAUUAUGGAGAUGACGACAGUUUCUCCUGCCCUGGAAAUGACAAUCGAAAUGCUCCCUGGCAUCAUGUGAAAGGAUGAGCACCAAAGCAGGCACGCCAUUAGCAGUUUAACACCCACAAUUUUGGGAAGGAAGCAGCUGUCUGUAGUUGGGAAUAUUUUUUGUUCUGUGUGGAAAUGGGUUCUGCAAUGUGAAAUUCAACUGGUUUUAUGGACGGGGGGUAGUGCUGGGAAAGUAGUUGAAGAUGAGGGAGAUGGCGAAAUACCAUCCUUCCCUCCCUUCUUUUGGGGCUGUAAUGGAGGUUUUUAGGUUUUUUUUAAUCUCCUUUUUCAGAUUUAUUGAUAUCUUCUUUGUCAAGGUCCUAGAAACAGCGGUGAAUCUUUCAUUUAAUAUAUAUAACAUGAAAUGGAGGGUGUACAUGUAUCUGUCCGGCACAUAUAGAUAUACUAGCAUCCCUCGUAAUUUUUCUUUAUUAAUCUUUGGAGCCGCCUCCCUUGUCUUGUGCCGCGGUUGAUGACACUCUCUUGUCUGAUUAUUUUAUGAUACAAGCUGCCAACCAACUUUACGUGUCU